Molecule: messenger RNA, 1986 nt
Organism: Populus nigra (black poplar)
Lineage: Eukaryota; Viridiplantae; Streptophyta; Magnoliopsida; Malpighiales; Salicaceae
Product: probable anion transporter 6, chloroplastic
Exons: 15
Coding region: 130-1749 (539 amino acids)
Biological process (GO): transmembrane transport
Molecular function (GO): transmembrane transporter activity
Source: RefSeq, a predicted model, not a curated record
CCAUGGCUUCCAUUCACUUAAGUAUCACAUAAACUCGACACAUUACAUGCUGCUGCUAACACUUUUUAUCUCUGUAUAUCCACUUCACUUCCAGAAAUUAUAAUUCCUUUUUGUCCCUCAAGAAAAAAAAUGGCAAAUUUCACCUUGAAAGCAGAGAACUUUUCCUCUCUCUCACACCACACAAGCACACAAACCUCACUCUUGAACACGACCACCUCAUUCAAGACCAAUUCUUUACGUUUCUUACACUCUAAAAACAGCUUGACGUUCAGGGUUUGGUGUGGUAUUAAAGAGAAAGAGAAUGUGACAGAAAGUGAGAGGGUCCCUGAUGCACUCACUGGACUAAAAAGAGUUGAUGAGUUGGACCCCAAGAGGGGUUCAAGUUUGGAUUUUGAGCAAAAAUUGGGGAAUGAUAGUGGGUCUAGUGAAGUGGGUUUUGAUUGGAAUUGGCCUCCGUGGAAGAAUAUUCCUCAGAGAUAUAAGCUUAUUGGCACCACGUCACUUGCCUUCGUUAUUUGCAAUAUGGACAAGGUGAACUUGAGUAUUGCUAUAAUUCCUAUGUCACACCAAUUUGGGUGGAAUGCAUCAACGGCUGGGCUAGUGCAGUCAUCCUUCUUUUGGGGUUAUGCUUUGAGUCAAUUACCAGGAGGUUGGCUUGCCAAGAUUUUUGGGGGGAGAAAAGUUCUUAAGUUUGGAGUUUUGACAUGGUCAGUGGCCACAGCACUUCUUCCUUUUCUUGCUGGAUAUAUGCCCGGACUUAUGUUGUCAAGGGUUUUGGUUGGAAUAGGAGAAGGAGUUUCGCCAUCGGCAGCAACUGACCUCAUUGCCAGGUCAAUACCUUUGGAAGAGCGAUCACGAGCUGUAGCAUUCGUCUUUGGGGGACUGAGUGUAGGAAGUGUUAUAGGGCUUCUUUUAGCUCCUCCCCUUAUUCAGAAUUUUGGUUGGGCAUCUGUAUUUUAUAUAUUUGGCUUUCUUGGGUUAGCCUGGUUUUUGGGGUUUCAAUAUCUUGAAGAGGGGCAAGCUUCACACGCUGCCAAGCCUGCCUCACGGCCCCAAUCUAUCCAUAUGGAAAAAUCUUUUAGUAAUUCUCUUGCAGCGUUGGGUGGCUCACUGAAGGAUGUGCCCUGGAAGGCUUUUUUCCGAACCCCAGCUGUAUGGGCAAUGAUAUAUGCUCACUUUUGUGGAAGUUGGGGUCACUAUAACUGUUUAUCUUGGCUUCCUUCUUAUUUCAGUGAGGAGCUGAGCCUGAAUUUGACAGAAGCUGCAUGGGUUUCCAUCCUUCCUCCCUUGGCUUCAGUUUUUGUGACUAGCUUUGCCGCACAGCUCGCUGACAACUUAAUCGCUAAUGGAGUUGAAACCACUACGGUGCGAAAGAUUUGCCAAACAAUUGCCUUCUUGUCUCCUGCUCUUUGCAUGACGCUCUCCUCUGUUGAUCUAGGACUUCCACCCUGGGAGAUUGUGGGGAUUCUCACUUGUGGCUUGGCCCUCUCAAGCUUUGCCUUGUCAGGACUUUACUGUACACAUCAAGAUAUGUCUCCUGAAUAUGCAAGUAUACUGUUGGGCAUUACCAACACCGUUGGAGCAAUACCUGGAAUUGUAGGUGUUGCCUUGACUGGUUAUCUUCUUGAUACAACUCAUUCGUGGAGUAUUUCUUUAUUCGCACCAUCAAUUUUCUUCUACUUGACUGGUACGAUUGUAUGGUUGGCAUUUGCCAGCAGCAAGCCUCAAAACUUCUCCAACACAGAUUGACUUCGGUUGUCUUUGGAUCAGUUUUCUUGAAUGAAGCAUCCAAAUUAGAGAGAGAGAGAGAGAGAGAGCACACCAUUCAUUAUGUUAUACAUUUUACUUCUUUUUCCAUAGCGUUUGGUGGGAAUUGCCUCAUCUACCAAUAGUUAGCUUCAUUUGUAUAUCUCUGUACACAGAAAAUACCUUAUGUAUAUUGAUUUCAAGUGUAAUCCACCAAGCAAAAUGCAUAGUUGACUUACA